UGUUGGCUUCCCUGUCGGUAAUGUAAUAUGGCGGAUUGUGGGCGCCAAAUGCUGUGAGUUAUGAAAUUUGGUGGUUUGUGUGACAAAUUAUGUAUGUAGAAGAUUUAAAGAAAGACUUCUAUAACGUGUUGAUUGGGAAGAGGAUACUUUUACUAGUGAAUCAUGACAUUGAUGCAAUAUGCGCAUGCAAAAUUCUUCAGUGCCUUUUCCGAUAUGACAGUAUUCUUUACACAUUGGUUCCCGUGCAGGGGAUAACUGAUCUGCAGAAUGUGUAUGGAGAAAACUCCGAAGAGGUAAAAUAUAUUGUUCUUGUCAACUGUGGUGGCACCAUUGACAUUGUUGAAGCACUUCAGCCCAAAGAAGAUGUUGUGUUCUUUGUUAUUGACAGUCACAAACCAACUGAUGUGUGCAAUGUUUAUAAUAACGGACAGAUAAGACUGCUGUCAAAAGCAGAAGACGAUGAAGGUAUUCCAGAGUUCGAAGAAAUCUUUCAGGACGAGUCAGAGGAGGAAGAUGAAGAUGGUUCAAAUGCUGGCUCAGGUGACGAGGAUGGAACAGAGGAGUCGCGACAGGCAAAACGACGACGUCUGGAUGAAGAAGCAAUUCUUAGGAGGCGAGAACGGCGCCUUUGGGAAGAGAAAAGAGACCGGCUUAUGUUUGACUAUACUCAGUUCAAUUAUUAUGGGCGUUCGAGUGCUGUGAUAAUGUUUGAACUUGCAUGGAAGCUAUCAAAGGAUAACAUGGACCUCUUAUGGUGGGCAAUUGUGGGUGUUACAGAGCAAAUAUUAUUAUACAAGGUGGAGAAUCAGCAGUAUGUACUGGAGACUGGGAACUUGCAGGGUCAUGUUGCCCGUCUUGGUUACCAAGGUGAAGUACUGGAUGAUGAGAACUCCACUCAUCAUAAGACUGCACUCAAGAUAACGUAUGAAAAAGACCUGCAAUUGGCACUUUAUCGUCACUGGACAGUGGAAGCGAGCCUUCAGCAUUCAAUGUACUCAGCUGUGAAGCUAAAGCUAUGGACCCUUCGUGGAAAGAAGAAACUUCAUGAGUUGCUUGCUGAGAUGGGAUUGCCUCUUGUUCAAAGUAGGCAGAAAUUCGGUGCAAUGGACCUAGUGCUUCGUCAGGAGUUCCAGUCGAUGAUAGCCAAGCUUGCAGAUAAAUACCAGUUGCAUGACAUUGUUUAUGCAUCCUUCAUUUUGCAGUAUGGUUUCCGUAGUCGUUAUUGUGCCGCUGACAUAGUCUAUGCCAUGCUUGCCACCCUGGAAUCCAUGGGGAGGGAUAAAUCACCAGCUGAUUGCUUUCUAGAAGCUUUGGACUGUUUAUCCAGGCAGAAGAAAUGUGUUUUGGAGGAAGGAAUUGAGAAGGCAAAGCGGAUGCUGACAUGUAUCUUCAAGCAAGUCCAAGCUGCACUGGAUAUGCACCAAGUUAUUUCAGCUGGCCCGUUUGUUUACUUGAUAUUGCAAGAGGGUACAUUAGAUGCAAAGAUGUUCUCUCGUCCUCAUUGUAUAACUCUUCUGGCUCACUUUGCCCUGAGGGCAUAUGUGGCAAGCUCACGGAAUCGCAGAGCACCAAGCUUGCCCCUGAUCGCAUCAGCACCUCAUGACUUAGACAGGGGCACCUGUUUGGUCGUUGGAAUUCCUCCCACUUGUGAGGACUCACCAAAGAACUUCUUUGGCAAAGCAUUUGAACGUGCAGCAGAGAAAACAAGUGCCAGAAUGCUACCAGACUACUUAGAUAGUUCCAUUGUUCAACUCAAGACUGAAGACAGGACAAGAUUUUUUGAUGCCUUGACUACAUUAUUAAGUUAGGAUAAAUCAUAUUUUAAUAAUUACACCUACAUAUCAGUCUGUAGAAUUUUUAAUUAUUUGACAGUUGUUAUUUUAUCACAAAGCGGUUUAAUGGAAGCAAAGCACAAAUUAUUUCUGGAGAGUUAAUAUUUAAGACACAUUGUUCCUUUUGCUCUAAAGCAAAGUCAUAAAGAAUUUUAUUCUAAUUGUUUUUUAAACAGUUCUGCAGAAUUCAUAUAUGAGGUGUGAAUAAUUAAAAAGUUUCCAGAGACUUUUUUUAAAAUGCAUUAAAAUAAUUUGAAAUGAAAAAUGGCAGCACAUUCCCUAGUCACUAAUGAAAUUUUUACAAUGAAACGCAAUGAAUUUUAAAUUUAAAAAACUAAUUAUUUAGAGGUAUUGAUAAUGACACUGGUGUACAUACUGUGAACUUCCUUCAUAUGCAGGCAGAUGAAGACCAUUUCCUGUGGUAGUUGCUGUUGGUUUCAUAAGGGUAUUGUGACGUUGAUAUGGUUAUAUGCUGAUAGUAUGUGUGGGGUAAUAGGGAGUGUGAAGGGUUCAUAGGAUUAAAUUGCUCUUGGUUUACGGUCCUUUUUGACCUCAGGAAAUACAUAAAUGGUAGAAAACCAAUAUAUUGCGUGUUCUUCAUAACAUAACAGUGGCAUUCCCUAUUUAAGAUUUUUCUGGAAGCUGUGGAUUAAAUCCCUAAACAAAGAUAAACCUUAAAUGAAGGAGAUUUAAUAGUGAGAUUACUAAUUUAAGAUCACUUAUAUGGGACCCAAAACCAAGAAACAUAGUGUCACAAUUUAGGUGUGUGUGACUAUAGAUGGGGUAUGGAUUGGAUAUAUUGAGCACUUGUAUACACCACUUUACACUUUACACUACACUUUACAAUUCACUGACACACACAGAUUAGCUAGCGUCUUCAAUCUAUUGCAGUCUCCACCAGCUGUUUCCUAGCAACAGAUUCAACACAAUGGAGAUUCUUCAGCUUCUGUGGGCACAGCAUUGCCCCCUGGUUAACAUUCCACGCCUGAACUCAUAGUUCCAUCUUCUCAGCCUCCCUUGUAGAGCCCAACUCUCAACUAAAUGCUCACUUGGAACUCCAGAUUCUUAACUGAACUCUUCUUUAUAACCACUUUGCACAAACUGAACAUAAAACAUCGU
This is a messenger RNA of Cryptotermes secundus, 2951 nucleotides long. It is a transcript of the gene Cdc45, whose product is annotated as cell division control protein 45 homolog. Gene Ontology annotation, cellular component: DNA replication preinitiation complex. Gene Ontology annotation, molecular function: single-stranded DNA binding; DNA replication origin binding; chromatin binding. Bases 90 to 1808 code for a protein of 572 amino acids. The record is from RefSeq and is a predicted model, not a curated record. Gene Ontology annotation, biological process: DNA replication initiation; double-strand break repair via break-induced replication; mitotic DNA replication preinitiation complex assembly. The transcript is spliced from 14 exons. NCBI's taxonomy places the organism in Eukaryota, Metazoa, Arthropoda, Insecta, Blattodea, Kalotermitidae.